CAAAUCCCUAAUUCCAAUCGCCGCCUUUUCGAUUUUUAUUCCACUUCUUCUUCUUCUUCUUCUUCCUUCAUGUUUUCGAUAGCAGCAUCAGGUCGUGGUGAAAACAUGAUGGAACGCAAACGGAGUCCCAUUUCUGUUGAGCAAGGAAGCUUAACCUCUUUCGUGUCCAAAAGAUCUAAGCCUGAUCUGUGCAAUUCCUCAAAGGAGGGAAAAGAGAAGCUUGGAGAAAAAAUUUCAGCACUCCAACACCUUGUUUCACCAUAUGGCAAGACUGAUACGGCUUCUGUUCUUCUCGAGGCUAUGGAAUACAUUACAUUUCUCCAUGAACAAGUGAAGGUGUUAAGUGCUCCAUAUCUCCAGACUAACCCAAUGGAUAAGUUAGAGGAAGGAGAUGAAGUGUACAACAGGAGCAGCAGCAGCAGGUUGAGAAGCAAGGGCUUAUGUCUUGUACCGAUGACAUUUACAGAUGGAAUUUGUGGCAGCAAUGGGGCAGAUAUAUGGGCACCCAUCAAGACUACUACUACUACUUCCCCCAGAUUUUGAAUAAAGGACAAGAGUGUAAGACUCAACAACUGAUUUUUAUUAACAAAGCCCCUUUUUUAUUUUUUGUAUAUCAUUAUCAUCAUCAUCCACUGAUGGGGUGGGGCAUGAGGGAUGAAAAAUCAAAAGCUAUUUUCACUUUUAAGAUCAAACAUUGAUGAUGCAGUUGCUAAUUAUUUUUUAUUCUUGUCUUA
Messenger RNA from Impatiens glandulifera, 734 nucleotides. RefSeq names its product transcription factor bHLH153-like. Lineage: Eukaryota; Viridiplantae; Streptophyta; Magnoliopsida; Ericales; Balsaminaceae. The transcript is spliced from 6 exons. Gene Ontology annotation, cellular component: nucleus. Bases 70 to 543 code for a protein of 157 amino acids. The record is from RefSeq and is a predicted model, not a curated record. Gene Ontology annotation, molecular function: protein dimerization activity; DNA-binding transcription factor activity, RNA polymerase II-specific; RNA polymerase II cis-regulatory region sequence-specific DNA binding. Gene Ontology annotation, biological process: regulation of transcription by RNA polymerase II.